GGAAACCAAACACCAGAGCUGCAGUAAGAGGAGGAGCAACACUGGAAAGAGGAGAGCUUCAACGUCACACUCCAGAAAUGAAAGUGAAGUUUGUCAGAGUGUCAGCCACGCUGCAGUCGAGACAAGUCUCUGUUUCUCUCUGAAAGAAAACUCAAACUGACUUCAUCAGGUCUUUCUCAACAACACAGCAGAGUCUCUGACAAACACUGAUAUGACUGCUGCAAACUAUCUGCCAUCUGAAGAUCAGUUUCUGUGCCCCAUCUGUCUGGAUGUGUUCACUGAUCCUGUCACCACAUCCUGUGGACACAACUUCUGCAAGAACUGCAUCAAUGAACACUGGAAUACUAAUGACCAGUACCUGUGUCCGAUGUGUAACAAGGUUUUCAACACAAAACCUGAGCUGCACGUCAACACUUUCAUCUCUGAGAUGGUCGCUCAGUUCAGAGAGUCAGCUCAACAGAAAGCCAGCAGCAGCAGCUCAGAGCAACAAGUGUCCAAACCAGGAGAAGUUCCCUGUGACGUCUGCACUGGAACCAAACUGAAGGCUCUGAAGUCCUGCCUGGUGUGUCUGGCCUCCUACUGUGAGACUCACCUGGAGCCUCACCUGACAGCUUCACGUCUGAAAAGACAUCAGCUGAUCGACGCUGUGGAGAACCUGGAAGACAGGAUGUGUACGAAGCACGAUAAACCUCUGGAGCUGUUCUGUAAGACCGACCAGACAUGUGUCUGCAUGCUCUGCACUGUUUUAGAUCACAAGAUGCAUGAUGUUGUUCCUGUGAAAGAAGGAUAUGAAGGAAAGAAGGCAGAGCUGGGGAAGACAGAGGCUAAAAUCCAGCACAUGAUCCAGAAGAGACGACUGAAGAUUCAGGAGAUCAAACACUCAGUCGACCUCAGUGAGGAAGAUGCAGGAAGAGAGAGAGCAGAAGGUGUUCAGGUCUUCACUUCUCUGAAGGAGUCUGUUGAGAGAGGCCUGAAUGAGCUCAUCAACACGAUCAAAGAGAAGCAGAAAACAACAGAAAAACAGGCCGAAGCUUUCAUCAAAGAGCUGGAACAGGAAAUCUCUGAGCUGAUGAAGAGAAGCACUGAGGUGGAGCAGCUCUCACGCUCUGAAGACCACCUCCAUCUUCUCCAGAGUGUCCGGUCCCUAAUGAUCAACCACCCUCCACCCACCAAGGACUGGACAGAAGUCAGCAUCCAUCCAUCAUAUGAGGGGACUGUGGUGAAAGCUGUGGUUGAGCUGGAGGAAACACUCAGUAAAAAGAUGAAGAAGUUGCUCCCUGAGUCUGAGCUAAAGAGGGUCCAGCAGUAUGCAGUGGAUGUGACUCUUGAUGCUGAUACAGCAUCUCCCUAUCUCAUCAUGUCUGAUGAUGGAAAACAAGUGAAUCAUGGUAAUGUGAGGAAGAAUCUCCCAAACAAUCCAGAGAGAUUUUCUCUCAAUCCCUUUGUUUUAGGAAAGCAGAGUUUCUCUUCAGGCAGAUUUUACUUUGAGGUUCAAGUUAAAGGAAAGACUGGCUGGGCUUUAGGAGUGGCCAGAGAGUCUGAUAUGAGAAUGAUAGUGAUGUGAGGAAGAAUCUCCCAGACAACCCAGAGAGAUUUUCUGAUUUUGUUUGUGUUUUAGGAAAGCAGAGUUUCUCUUCAGGCAGAUUUUACUUUGAGGUUCAAGUUAAAGGAAACACUGAAUGGGA
Molecule: messenger RNA, 1685 nt
Organism: Perca fluviatilis (European perch)
Lineage: Eukaryota; Metazoa; Chordata; Actinopteri; Perciformes; Percidae
Product: E3 ubiquitin-protein ligase TRIM41-like
Molecular function (GO): zinc ion binding
Source: RefSeq, a predicted model, not a curated record